Messenger RNA from Lycium ferocissimum, 522 nucleotides. RefSeq names its product light-harvesting complex-like protein OHP1, chloroplastic. Lineage: Eukaryota; Viridiplantae; Streptophyta; Magnoliopsida; Solanales; Solanaceae. The record is from RefSeq and is a predicted model, not a curated record. The transcript has 3 exons. Bases 65 to 412 code for a protein of 115 amino acids.
UUGAUAAGGUAACAGAAAACAAGAACACAAUGGGUUCAUUUGCAACUGCAAAUUCUCUGUAACAAUGGCUGCUACUUCACCUGCACUCUCAUCUUCCUUUCUCUCAACAACACUCACUGCAAAUCAUUCUCAGAAUAAGCAUUUCUUUCUGCCACAUAAUCCCAACUUGAAAAUUACCAAAAGGGUCUUCAAGAUUCAGGCUGCAAAGCUUCCUGCUGGAGUGGAGUUGCCAAAGGAAGUACCAAAAUUGAGCCGACCCUUUCUUGGUUUUACAAAGACAGCUGAGAUAUGGAACUCUAGAGCUUGUAUGAUUGGUCUUAUUGGGACAUUCAUUGUGGAACUGAUUCUCAACAAGGGAAUUCUUGAAAUGAUCGGUGUAGAAAUUGGAAAAGGCCUUGAUAUUCCUCUCUAAAUGUUUGUAUACAUUUAAUUUCUUCAUGAGCAGGGUCCAAUCCUGUCUACUAUGUACUCAGUAAUGUACAACAGUAAUACAUUCAUAUUUCAAGAAAAUUUUGAAACCUA